CAUGUCCUGGUGGUGGUUGGUUAGUUUCUUGUUGCUAUUGUCAGAUGCAGUCAACAGAAACAACUUCAAGACAUGCGACCAGAGCGGCUUCUGCAAGAGAUUACGAGGUAUGGAGGAGAAUAAGAGCGGUUACUACGUGAACCCUGAGACAAUCAAUCAAGUUAACUCGAGUUCUGUUACUUUCACUGUGAAGCACGAGAUGGAGAAACACGCUCACACUGUUAUAUUGAGGGUGCUCAAGGAUAGCACUAUACGGUUAACAGCACAAGAGAAGGAACCAGUCCACCCCCGGUACAGUCCUGUUGAUAGUUUGGGGGAGGCGCCAUUACAGGAUCAGAGCUGUACUCUCAGUAAGUCAGGUCAGACUGCUACAGUCUCUUUCUCCUCCCACAAAGCAGUGUUGAACUACAACCCCCUGCGUAUUGACGUUUACGCGCAGGAGACCCUGGUGGCGAGUGUUAACGCACGUGGCCUCUUUCACGUGGAGACGCAGCUUCUUAAACCAUCGCUAAUGUCUCGUGUAGGACAGAAAUUGUCAGAUUUAGGGAACAAAGCCUUGUCCUUAGGGAGCAACCUCAUUAGUACUUUUAAGAGUGAUCCAAGUGAAGUGAAUGAGGAAGAGCAUCAGGAAGGAGAGGAGGGCGAGAAUGAGGAGGAUGAUUUGGGAAUAUCAGCUGAGGAGAUAGCUAAAAUGGACUGGGAGGAGAGUUUCAACUCUCAUCACGACUCAAAUCCUAGAGGACCCAGAGCGAUAUCACUGGACGUUACUUUUACCGGAUUUGAUAAAUUGUACGGGUUACCUGAACACGCGGACACGCUGGCUCUCAAAGGGACUGGUAGCACAGACCCAUACCGGCUAUACAAUUUGGACGUGUUCGAGUACGAACUCGACAACCCAAUGGCCCUUUACGGUGCAAUCCCCUACGUCCACGCUCUCAGCCCAAAACACAGUGUUGGUAUGAUGUGGCUCAAUGCUGCGGAAACUUGGGUCGAUAUUAACUAUAGUAAUGAAAAGUCAAUAGUGGGGCGGGUGCUAUCCUCAAUUAUGUCAUCGGAUGAAGUCAGCAGAAUAGAUACCCAUUUUAUGUCUGAGAGUGGGCUGCUUGACCUUUUCUUGUUCCUCGGACCUACUCCUAAAGAUGUAACAAGACAAUACAGUAAUGUGUUCGGGCCUAGCUAUCUGCCACCGCUUUUUGCGAUCUCUUAUCACCAGUGUAGAUGGAAUUAUAACGACCAAAAGGAUGUUCUAGGAGUUGACGCUAAUUUUGAUAAGUACGAUAUACCAAUGGAUGUAAUCUGGCUAGAUAUCGAACAUACUGAUGGUAAAAGGUAUUUCUCAUGGGAUGCUAGGAAGUUUCCUGACAGCAAGGAAAUGUUGAGUACUUUAGCUGGUAAAGGUAGAAACAUGGUUACUAUUAUAGAUCCUCAUAUAAAGGUUGACAAGAACUGGGGUUUGUACAAAGCGGGGAAGGAUCACUCCACUUGUGGGAUUUACGUUCAAAACAAGGACGGCGGGAACUUUGAGGGACACUGCUGGCCUGGUACCAGCUCGUGGAUAGACUACACCUCGCCCUGUGCCCGACAGUGGUGGGCAGAACAAUUCUCAUACGACAAUUACCAGGGCUCUUCUCCCUCGCUCUUCACUUGGAAUGAUAUGAACGAGCCCAGUGUGUUUAAUGGACCUGAGGUGAGCAUGCCUAAAGACAACCUACACGCAGAGCAGUGGGAGCACCGUGAUGUCCACAAUAUAUACGGACACUACAUGCACAAAGCAUCUAGUGAUGGACAAGUUCUCCGAUCUCAGAAUACUGCUCGCCCCUUCGUGCUGUCCCGAGCGUUCUUUGUAGGAUCCCAUAGGAUAGGACCCAUCUGGACGGGGGAUAACUACGCCUCGUGGGAGCACCUCAAGAUGUCCAUCCCAAUGUUACUCUCUUUAAACGUAGCGGGAUACACCUUCGUGGGGGCGGAUGUUGGGGGUUUCUUCGGGAGCCCAGCCACGGAGCUACUAGUUAGGUGGUACCAGGUUGGAGUAUUACAACCCUUCCUUCGCGCUCACGCACACAUUGAUACCAGACGCCGGGAACCCUGGUUGUUUGGUGAAGAAAACACAGCUUUGAUAAGAGAUGCACUUAUCCUGCGUUAUCAGCUUCUACCUUACAUUUAUACCCAAUUUUAUAAAGCCUCUGUUGAUAAUUCCCCUAUUAUGAGACCGCUAUGGUACGACCAUCCCUCCGACACCUCCCUUUACUCAAACCAAGAAGAGUUCCUGCUGGGAGACAGUCUGUUAUCUUCACCUGUCCUGGAGUCCAACGAGAAGAGUCAUUUGGUUACUCUCCCUGGUCCACAGGUCUGGUACGAUUAUCACAGUUAUACUAAAUACUCUCCUGGAACUAUGCACAUUUCUGUUAAGCUAUCCUCUACUCCACUCUUUAUUAAAGGAGGAAGUAUAUUAUUAACUAAAAUGAGAGUCAGACGGUCUUCCCAAUUAAUGGAGUCUGAUCCAUACACUAUUAUCGUGGCUCUUGAUAACAAGGGUGAAGCGAAGGGUGAAGCGUAUGUUGACGAUGGCAAAUCGUUCGACUACAAAAACAACAAGUUUAGUUUUCAGAACCUCAGCUUCACGGGCAAUAAACUAUCGUGCCGGUCUGGUGUAAAAGAGGCUCAUUACAAGUCAGCCGGUGUGGAGAGAGUAGUUAUUCUGGGAGUUGAUAACUCGCUAUCUGCUUCUCAUAACGGAAGUCCGAUAAUCUCAACUUUCAGCAAAUCCUCACACUCGAUUACUUUAAAGAAACCUAACCUUGUUCUGUCCGACGAGUGGGACAUUGAAUUUUCUUGAAAAUCUUAUUGUUAGCCGAAACUUAAAGGUAAUGAUUAUAUACUAAUAUGAUGUUUGUGAUUGUGAUUAAUAUUGUGGGGGCCAGGGGGAUGUUUAUCAUAUAUUUAAUCUUCAGAAAGGUCAAGAAGAUAUUGCUUUAUUAAGUAAAUAAGCUAUUUUGGCAUCUAAUGGAGCAAUGAUUGUUGACAAUAGUUAGUUUUCUUAGUAUGAUUUAAAUCAUCGAACUAUUGUGGUUAUCGGCGUUUAGUUUAAUAAACAUAUUUUUGUAUUUUUAAUGAGUUAUUCAUCGAAUGGGAGUACUACAAACGUUAUAGUUUUGAGAAUAUAUAUUCUCUUUUUUUUUCAAUUUUAUCAAUGUAUUGACUUACUGAAGUCUUGAUUAUGACUAUGUCAUGUUUUCAAUAACCUCUUCGUGGACUGUUUUAAAUGUGUUUGACUCAUGUUAAAAGUGUUGCACGUGUCAACAUGUUGAACUGUGUUGACCCUGUUGAAUUUGUUAGCUUAGCCAACAGAGUAAGAAUUAUUGUUGAACUUAUUUGCGGUCUAGGAAAACAGUUUAUAUAGCUCGAGAUUGUUAAAGUAGAAUUUAAGUUAUUUAUGAUGAUUUACAAUAUAUUGGUAUUUUAUUGAAUAA
Molecule: messenger RNA, 3470 nt
Organism: Bolinopsis microptera
Lineage: Eukaryota; Metazoa; Ctenophora; Tentaculata; Lobata; Bolinopsidae
Product: neutral alpha-glucosidase AB-like
Exons: 25
Coding region: 2-2836 (944 amino acids)
Biological process (GO): N-glycan processing; carbohydrate metabolic process
Molecular function (GO): alpha-glucosidase activity; carbohydrate binding
Source: RefSeq, a predicted model, not a curated record